AUGGUGCACGACGUGUUCCGGCUGAUUAGGGAGACGUUGCCUUCGAUCGUCUUCAACGACGAGGUGGGCACAGUCACACAGACGGCGGCCGUCGCCGCGGCGCGGUUGAACGCCGGCAUGGGCUUCGAGGUGCUGCAGGUCGAGCUUUCAGGCCAGCACGAGGCCGUCGCAACGACACUGGCUAAAAUUCACACGGAACAAGCGGAACUUCUAUUUGAGGCUGGCCCCACAGCCGAGCGUCUGCGGGGGCCGGCGCGGCGUCCCCGCGUCUCGUCACUGGCGUCGCUCUCUUCGUCCGCCGCUGCGGCGGCGGACCUGCGCGGGGGCAGAGGCUGGCUCUCCGCCCUCCGCCGUGACCCCUCCAAGCGGGCGCGCCGGGCCGACGACAACGGCACGCGGCUCACCGACGAGCUCCUCCUCGUCAUCUUCGCCCGCGUCCCCGACCUCGCCGACCUCGUCCGCUGCGCGGCCACCUGCCGCUGCUGGCGCCGCCUGGUGUCCGCGGAAGCCGCGUUCCUCUGCCGCACACCUCGGCGGCCGCCCGGCAGGUUCAUCGGCCCCCUAGCCCUCGGCUUCUUCAACUACCAGGUGGACGCGCCGCGGUUCGUGCCAACAGCUUUCGCGUCGCGCCGCUUCCCCGGCCUCCUCCAGCAGCAGCCGCUGUCCCUGAAUACGUUAGUCGAUGACGGGCUGUUCGAUGGCUUUUCGCGCAUAGUGGCCUCCAGGAACGGCCUCCUUGUCGUCGACCUCCGGGGCGUGAAGCAUGACAGGGCACUCAAGCUCUGCGUCUGCAACCCCAUGGCAGGCGUAGUGCACGUCUUGCCACACCUCGGAGGCAAGGACGGCCUUGGGUACUACGCUUGCACGGUGCUCACCGCAGACGACCGCGAUGAGAAGACAAUAGACCCACCUCGGUCCUCCUCGUACUUCCGCCUGGUAUUGGUGUACAAGUACACCCGAUGUGGCUUCACCGCGUUCCGGAGCUACUCGUCCGAAGAAGGCAGCUGGAGCGAAGAGGCAAAGGUGACCAACGCCAGACUAGGAAAUAUUCAGAUGGGUUUGACUGAUGACAGUUUGACUCAUAAUGGUGUUGUGGGCUAUGGUGGCAGGCUAGUGUAUUGGCUGUCCAAGAACGUGGUGUUCGUGCUGUGCCUUGCAACGCUGCAGUCAACGGUGGUAAGCAUGCCUCGGUCCGGAAAUGGCCAGACUUUCGAUAUGCUAAACACCUUGAUGGGCUUGUCGCCAAACGGCAUGCUCUGUGCCAUCCAGCUCGACCGCAUGUCCCUUAGGCCAGCUAAUCGGAGGGUCCCCAUACGCGUAACCACCUGCACUGACCAUAGUUGGUGGGAUACGGAGGAGUUGAUUCAGGUAGAACAAUCCUUGCCUGAAGAUGUGGGUAAUGUUAGGCUGCGGUGGUUCUGCGAGAAGAGUGGGGCUGUGUUCUUCUCAACCAUCUCUGGCAGUAACCCCCUGAGGAGUGAGAUGUAUGUUCUGAACCUCGAGACCCGGGUGGUUGAUAAGCUGGUGAGCGAUGACAGGAACAGCAAUCCUUGGGCGUAUGUUCACGGGUACGAAAUGGAUCAGACAGCAUACCUGGCAUCCCUUGCUGAGCCAGAGGGCAUGGAGGAUAUGUGACGAUCGCUUUUCUACCUAGGGUGCAAAGAAGUUUGCGAGAGGUCGAGUUAUUGCUUACCAAAACACCAGGAGGGACUGCAAAAUCUGUCAAUACUCACCAAGUUUGUGUGCAGUAUUGCUUUGGUGUCUGGUUGUUCUCUCCCUAGUAUCUACAAUGUUGGUCAGUAAAAGUGGUGACUGUCUCUUGUUCGAUGUUGGUGGAGCUAGUGUCAGUUGUUGCCGUUCUGUUAGUUGGAGUGGAGAAUAGGGUUGGAGUUGGUGGUAAUGAGUCGUGUUUGUCGCAUAAUGUGAGAUUGUCGGCCCCUUUUGAUUUUCUGAAUUAUGCUUGUAAGCUGGUAACCCAAUGCUUUGAUAUUAAUUAUGUUGAAUCUAUAUCCCCUGGUGUUCGUUGGAACAUUUCA
Panicum hallii is the source of this 2036-nucleotide messenger RNA. RefSeq lists its product as uncharacterized. NCBI's taxonomy places the organism in Eukaryota, Viridiplantae, Streptophyta, Magnoliopsida, Poales, Poaceae. The coding region runs from base 1 to 1635 and encodes 544 amino acids. Gene Ontology annotation, molecular function: protein binding. The record is from RefSeq and is a predicted model, not a curated record. The transcript has 3 exons.